Galdieria sulphuraria is the source of this 1355-nucleotide messenger RNA. RefSeq names its product glutamate-5-semialdehyde dehydrogenase. Bases 25 to 1332 code for a protein of 435 amino acids. Gene Ontology annotation, molecular function: glutamate-5-semialdehyde dehydrogenase (NADP+) activity; NADP binding. The transcript has 4 exons. Lineage: Eukaryota; Rhodophyta; Bangiophyceae; Galdieriales; Galdieriaceae. The record is from RefSeq and is a predicted model, not a curated record.
CCAUACAAUUUUUGAGUUUGUGGAAUGGCAAGCAAUCACUACAACAAUAGACAGAUGGAAGCAUCAGUCGAAGCAAUUGCUAUAAAAGCACGGAAAGCUGCGUUAAGUUUCCAAGGUUGUUCGACCAAAAAGAAGAAUGAAGCGUUACAAGUUAUGAAAGAGAAGAUUUUAUCUGCGAAAGAAUCAAUUCUGGAAGCUAAUCAAAAGGAUAUAGCAGCCGCACAAGAACAAAACUUGGAGACUCCCCUUUUGAAGCGUUUGGACCUAUCCAGUUCAGGGAAGUUUGAAAGUCUUUUACAAGGAAUUACUGCCGUUCAGAACCUGGAAGACCCUGUUGGGAAAGUAACACUGGCUACCGAACUGGACCAAGGACUUGAGUUGUACCGAGUUUCUUGUCCUUUGGGAGUUUUGUGCAUCAUAUUUGAGUCUCGUCCGGAUGCAGCCGUACAGAUAUCUUCGUUGGCUAUCAAAUCCUCUAAUGCAGUCAUUCUUAAAGGAGGCAAAGAAGCGGAAGGCACCAAUAGAGCACUCGUUGGUUGUAUUCAAGACUCCUUAAAAAGUGUCAAUUUGCCUGCGGACGUGGUUCAGCUUGUAUCCACAAGAGAAGAGAUCAAAUCACUUUUAGCUUUGGAACAGUAUAUUGAUAUGGUUAUACCUCGAGGUUCCAAUUCUUUGGUUCGAUAUAUUAAAGAUAAUACCAAGAUUCCAGUAAUGGGUCACGCAGAUGGUAUUUGUGCAGUUUAUGUGGAUAAAGAUGCGGAUGAACGAAAGGCUAUUGAUAUUGUUUUGGACUCCAAGACACAAUACCCGGCAGUCUGUAAUGCUACUGAAACAUUGUUGAUACAUCGACAACUUCUUCCCAAUAUCUUUCCAAAGAUUGCUAGUGUAUUAUUUGAACGUGGAGUACUAAUGAAAUGCGAUGAGGAAAGCAUGAAAGCGCUGCCUUACGGUAUUACUGCAGAAGUAGCUCAAGAAACAGAUUACAUUACGGAAUUUUUGAACUUUACAAUAGCAAUCAAGACAGUGGGCGAUGUGAAGGAAGCUAUUGAACAUAUCAACAAUCAUGGUUCAGGUCAUACGGACUGUAUUGUUACUGAAGACAAGGAAGCUAGAGACCUUUUCUUUGCUUUAGUAGAUUCAGCAGGUGUUUAUCACAAUGCCUCGACAAGGUUUGCAGAUGGUUUUCGUUAUGGAUUCGGUGCUGAAGUUGGAGUCUCAACCAAUAAAAUUCAUGCUCGUGGUCCUGUUGGUUUGGAAGGUUUAUUGAUAUACAAGUAUCGUCUAUAUGGCAAUGGACACACAGUUGGUCCAUAUGCUAAAGACUCGAAAUGAUGAAUAAAAAAUGACACUGCAAA